AUGGCGGAGAACGCGAAAAUGGUGGACCUCCAACUCACCUUGAAGCCUUUCUAUCAGAGAGCCUCAGAAGCAGAGAAAUGUGGGAAUGUUGAAAAUACUGGAAACGAGGAAAACUUGAAAGUGAUCAAUGAUCUUCAGUCAAAGCUAAAAGCUGUAAAUGCAGAAUCUAUUUCAGAAAAAGAAAAGAUUCGAAUGCUUGAAGAAGAAAAUGCAAAACUUCAAUACCGGAUUGUUCAUCUUGUGAGAUCACUCAAGGAAACUAAUUUGAAGUUAGAGCAAGCGACAGUGGAUGACCAGCUCCAGAACAUGAAAUUGUAG
This is a messenger RNA of Sphenostylis stenocarpa, 318 nucleotides long. The record is from the annotation of a GenBank genome assembly. Lineage: Eukaryota; Viridiplantae; Streptophyta; Magnoliopsida; Fabales; Fabaceae.